This is a messenger RNA of Melanotaenia boesemani (Boeseman's rainbowfish), 3546 nucleotides long. RefSeq names its product MIS18 binding protein 1 (gene mis18bp1). The transcript has 16 exons. The record is from RefSeq and is a predicted model, not a curated record. Bases 80 to 3298 code for a protein of 1072 amino acids. NCBI's taxonomy places the organism in Eukaryota, Metazoa, Chordata, Actinopteri, Atheriniformes, Melanotaeniidae.
CAACAGUGAGAAUUUAAAAAAUGCGGGCUAGUAACCUAGCUGCUAGUUAUAUUUUGGAUGUGUCAAAAUUCGUUCGACCAUGGCUUCUUUUAAUUUAUUGCAGCACGCAGAUCGAAACUUCCAAUCCCCUGCUAAGGUGUUUGCAAUGCUAAAAUCCAAAGUUCAGAAGGAAGCGAAGUGCGCAAAGGAGGGACUUUUUAUAAGUCAGGAUAUAUCGUGUAACGUUAGCGAAACGCACGGAGCAGAACUUUACUCGCCCAGGGAAAAUGCAGCGAAUUCCCGGAUCGCGGAAGAGCUCAAUGAGAAUAAUAGGAAUAGUAGCUAUCGUAAUGAAGCGCAGGCCUUGACUUUGUCGCCCAUAUCGAGCCCUAAAAAAUAUACCUGCUCAGUCAUCAGCGGCAGACGUCUGGAGGAGACGUCUCCGGGAAAUGAAAAUGUACGUGGAUACACACGAAGAGACAGAUUUGUCAUGGAGUCAACCGCUAUUUCUCAGUCCCUCUCUGUAGUAAACAGAAAUCACAUCAUCGACACGGGAGGUUUAAAUGUGCCCAACAGAACUCCAGUGAAGAGACCAGUGGAAAACUAUGGGAAGAAUGUUCUUUAUGCUAAAUGUGGUCCUCUCAGCAAAGCUAUGUCUCCGGGAAAAGCCUAUUCCCCAGUGGAGAAUAGCUUGCGAAAAUGGGAGCAACAACAAUUUCGUAAAAACUGUAGAAUCACUGAGAGAAAUGACGACAUGCAGUCGCCGCAACAAAGGAAAACCUCUGCUCAAGCUGAGGACUACACCAACAACAACAGUUGCAUGCAGGAUUUUGGAGGAUUGUCCUCUAACCAACCAGAGAUGCUGCAUGAGCCCAUGUUCCCACCAAGAUCCCCCAUAGGGAAAUGUUUAAGUGUUAUUCAGAGAACACUUCCUACAAUGUCUCCUGCCAAGAUGUUUGCUUACAUGAAGGAGAGGGAAAACAAAAAGGAACAGCAGGAUGUUCAGAACAGUUGCAAAAUGGACCUCUUUGGUCCAGGAAACCUGCAUCAUUCAGGAGACGCUCCUCUCUCCACAGCACACAAUAGGGGUGAGAUGGAGAACAUUGCCCUUGAAAGUGUUAAAAAAAGGGAGCUUCAAAUUCGCCUGUGCAGAAUAGACUCAGAUGUCUUCCCAUCAGACCCUGGCUGCUCUGCUGAUGUCUCGGUCCCUGCUGCACCACCUCAGCCUGUUUUAUUGGAAGACUCACAACUGCUCAAUUCUCCGCAAAUUUCCAUACCAAAGGCACAAGACUCCAUGUUCAAGCGCAGCUGUGGGCUCAAGCAAAAAAAAAUCCCACUUGAAAACGUGAUUUAUCUCAGAAAGUGGUUCCUGAGGAAAAAUCAUCAGGGCCUGUUUGUUAAUGGAAUCCAUGAUGAAGACAACAUACCAUGGAACAGCAACAUCAUAGUGGACAGAAUUUCCAACUCUGUGCUGAAGACGGUCUCUGGCAGAGUUUACAUCUUAGUCGGGAACAUGAAGAUGGAUGUUGCUUCUGAGUUUCCAAAGUGGCUUUUGAAAAAGUUUGCAAGUGGUUUUCCCCAAAACUGGAAGACACUUUAUGAGAAGUUUCUGCAGGAGUCAAAAGAAACAGAGAGAAAGAAUGACAGGAAAGACAUCAAAGCAAAAACGAAUCCGGAAGCGUCCUCCAUCAUCCGUUCUGUCAAAGGUCACAAACAAAGGUCCACAAGGACACCUGAGUUUUUUUCCCCCACACACUCCUUUUCUACACAAGUGUCUCGAAGUGGCCGAUUGAUCAAGCCACCUCUGGACUACUGGAAAGGAGCGAGAGUCAUUCUAGAUGCGCAGAUGAAUGUUAUUGUCCAUGAAGGCUACGAUACUUUCCAGUCUGAUACCUCUGUAAAAGUAUCUCCCAGGGCAACACCGAAGCCCGUCUGUGUGAUUGUUCCCAGUUGUAAAGGUUCGAAGCAAGGCGAAUCAGCUAAAGACAAAAGAACUUCAGUGCCAGAGAAAAGAGUCAAUGAAGUCCGCAACAGUAGGAAAGCUGUGGUUAGCCCUUAUAAGAAGCCCACCACUUUAAUAGAACCUACUGUGGAGAUGCUUAGCAGCCCUGAGGAGUGGUGUGGUAGAAGAACAACGUCCAGCCAAAGAGAAAGAAGGUUGUAUGUGAAUGCUGCCCCACAAAAGCAAAGUGAACCUUCAACAGGGAGGUUAAAACAAACACACGGCAUCAACAGGCCUUCAGAAUGUGUCUCGGCGAGAAAACGAAAUGUCACAAAUUCCCCUGAAUCUUCUCCAGCCCCCAAAAAAACGGAGCAUCUGUUAUCUGAUGAAGAAUUUUCCAGUAAGGAAAAGAAACCAGUGCAACAAGUUCAUCAUAAGAAACAUGGGAAGUAUUAUAAAAAAUCACCAAAGCGCUCACCAAAGCGCUCUAAGAAGGGAAGAGAGGCACAGGGGAUGCGAACCAGAGAAGCAAGACAGCGUGAUGAGGCACAGAAGGGCAAAAGCAGCUCAAAGCCUUUUCUCAGAUCUCAACAGUCUAGCCAGAAAGCCCACACAAACAAAGGCAGCGCCAUUAUUCCACAAGAUGAAGAUGAGUGGACUGAGGCAGAGCUUAUGGCUCUGCAGAAGGCUGUGUCCUACUAUCCUAAGUACGCAACGGGUUAUUGGGCAAACGUAGCGAGGAUGGUAGGAACACGUUCUGCAGAAGAGUGCCACAAACAACACACGUCUCUGGGAACAUAUCGCAGUCCCGCUAAAAGAGCCAGUAAAAAGGUGGCAGCACCUAAACCUCCAGUUGCAGAGCGUCCAGUGAUAUCUGCCCGAGUGGGAACCUUGAAGAGAAAGCAGCAGGUGCGUCAGUUCCUCGAGUCCCAGCCCAGAGAGGACAUGGAUGAUGCUUUUAGCUCAGCGUACAUGCAGAAUAAACGCUUUGAGAUCCCCUCCCUGUGUCUGAGUGACGAUUGCAACUUUCAGAUGUCGGACAUGGAACCGCAGACCCCGAUGUCAUCACACUACCCUGAGGUGAAGACUCCUCAGUGUCUGCUUAUCACUCCUGGCAUGAUGGGAUCUCCGAAUGCAAACCGUGAUGAUAAAUAUGUCUAUCAACUACAAAAAAGGAUGAAAAAGAAUCAGUUUGAUGUGUGCAAGAACUCCCCUUCUUCAAAGAAGUUUACACCCACACCAUCAUUGAAACGAAGAAUGAGACGAUGUGGUAACACAGAAAACGACUCCCUCGUUGUUUUUGAAAUGCUGGGAGAAAACAAUGGAGCCCCCUCUGAAAGUGAAGAGGAGGAGGAUUACUACUUCUCAGAUAAUUGAUUGCAGGCGGAGUUUAACACUCGAAUCCCAAUGAGUUUAACAUACUACAGAUGUGACUUUGCCUUUUUUUUUAUCAUCAAAUGUACAGAUAGGAUUAAAAUUUGAAUACAUUUGUUUGCAAAAUGAAUAAAUAAAACCCACCUUGACUGAUUCUCGUGACUUCCAUUAACUCCCUGUAAAUGUUUCUUGUUUAAAGUCUUUUUUUAGACUUGUUUUUAAUUUCCUGAUUAAUAAACUUUGUUUUUUCU